UUGACUCCUCUUCUUCUUCCUCUUCUUUGCCCGCUGGAUGGGCUACUCUUCGUCUCGUGUUCAGAGGGAAAGGAGGAUUUUGCAACGUUUUUCAAGGGCUCAAACUUGUCCCUCCUUGAUAAACUGCGAGAACCUUGGAAAUUUGGUUUUGGGUCCUCGUUUUUUCUCAUAUGCUUGGCGUCUAAGAAAAGAAUUUCAUGCAAUCAGAGGCGUGGUGACUAAGUGUUUGGAGUAACAUGGCCACUGGAUUGACUGCUAAGAUUCGUUUGGUUAAGUGUCCUAGAUGUCGUCGGCUUCUUCCUGAGUUGCCUGAUAUUCCUGUUUACAAGUGUGGUGGAUGUGAUACAAUUCUAGUAGCAAAGAAUCGAAGGGACAGUUCCCACAACACAGAUUUGGGCUCACAAAACAGAGAUUCUGAAGUCAACCCCUCUGAAGAUAAGCAGCCUAGCACUCCGAACCAUAAAACGAUCAUUCCAACUCAUGGCGAAUCUAGUUUGGACUUAAACAAUGGAAGGGAUAUAAAUGAACCUGGAGAACGGAGAAGUGAGGAGCUCGUUCAUUCGAGUUUGAACGUGCAGCAAAGGAAUGCUGGAAAUGAUGAUGAACCUCAUCACGAGAAUGGCGAAAUCUCAGAUGGAGAUAAUGCAGAAGAAGCCAGCAUUUGUUCAUCAAGUCAUGAAAGAAUUAUUGCAUUCUCUGGUGAGUGCAUCGUAGAUCCAGAUGUCGAGGAGAACCAUGAUGAAUCUGGAGAUAGUAGCACCGGGCAACUCGUUCGUAGGAAGUUGGUUGAGCGCCUAAAUUAUGCUAGAAACGAUGAUGAAUCUCGUGCUGGUCAUGAAGGGCCAUCAGGAUUUCCAAAUCAAGUGUAUCGUGAAGAAGACUGCGCUUAUCAUGAGAAUGGUGAGCUCCCAUACCAAGAUGAUGCUCCAGAACAAGAGGAAUAUAGCAUUUCAAGUCCUGAAAUAACUAUCCCGUCCUCCGGUGAGUGUUCUAUAGACCCGACAGACGUGAAGGAUCAGAAAGAAUCUGGGGAUGUUAGUCAGGAACAGCUUGCUCAUAUAAAUUCGAGCGAAUGCCUAAAUAAUGAUGGAAGCAAUGAUGAAUCCCAGGCUUGCCAUGACGAGCAACCGAGCUGCUCUAAUGCUUCUCCUGGGAAUGCUGACCUCUCAGGACGAGAUCCUAUAAAAACAACAGAAACUAGCACGUUAAACCAUGAAGUUAUAACGAUCCCAUUCUCCGGUGAGUCUGUUUUGGAUCCAAGUGAUGAGAAAGAUCAAAAGGAUGACGAAGACAACCACAGGGAGCAUCCUGUUCAGAUAUCUUCGAGCAGAAACCGAACGAGUGCCACCAAUGAUGACCAAUCUGGAUCUUUGGUUCGAGUAUCUUUUGCGAAUGCGGUUGCUAAUCGUGAGAAAGACAAGCUCUCAAGUGGAGACCGUUCGGGAGAUGACAUAGUUGAUGAGAUCUUCCUGUCAGGAGAAGAAAAUCCAGACAAUUGGAAGGAGACUCGUUCCAAUUUAGAAAGCACAGGUAUUUCAAAUGCAGUCGCUACAAGUCCUAUUAUGGGGACAAGCAUUUCAUCUAAGAUUCUUGCUCCUCGUACUGCACGAGUAGAAGAACACGAAGAAACGAUUAGCCAUGAUACCGAUCAUCGAAUUCCUGUCGAUAAUUUUGCUUGUACGGAAGUGAAUCAUUGCGCUACUGGUAUGGUCAAAUCUUUGAAAACCAGAAGUUCUUUUGCAUAUGAUGGAAGUGUAUCUUCAUAUGAUGGAAUGGAUGAUCAGUUUUUGGAUCGUCAUAGACGUUCGUUAAAGAACAUUCAAGAAGCUUCCGACGGUCCCAGAAGAGAAGAGUCCUUGAUGAACAAUAACGCAGUGGCUAGAGAUUCCGAAAUUCCGAUUGAAACAAGGAGUUCCUGGAAAAGUUUGCCUCGUGAGAAGCAUUAUGGCAUAGAAUAUCAUGAAAGGAAUCAAAAUGAUAUGCUGCAACAUAGAAGACAGGACAUGCAAAACAGAAGCACGUUAAGGAGAGAAAAAUAUCAAAGUAAGUUGUCGUUACUCGGAAGGGACCGCGACGGUGGCUACGAGAACGACAGCGUUUCUAGUUCCAUGUUCGACGAACCCCAUGAUUCUAGAAUGCAUUCAUCAGACAAUUUUGUGGAGCAUGAUGAGGCCAAGGUUAGAUUGUUGAGAAUGGUUUACGAACUGCAGGAUGAAUUGGAGAAAACGUGUAAUCUAAACGGGAACGCAAGCGGAAGGGUACCGAUCGGAGCUACUCAGAAGGAUACAUGGCAUGACACAGAAUAUCCUUCGUACUCACGAAGAAGAGGGCCUCAAAGUAAUUAUCUCGAACGACAUUCUUUAUCUCGGAUGACUUCUGCUGUAAAGGCUGUUAGUGGUCCUCAGGUUAAUUACUAUGGCAUUGAACACAUCCCACACUCAAUGCAGCUGCUUCCAUCUGAACACUGGCAUAAUCAAGGGGCCCGUAUGGCGCAUAUCGAUCACGACUAUUAUAGUCAAUACAGCUCGUGUGCAUCUAGUCCCCAACGUUUUGUAAGCGCGCAGUUAUCUGCAAGGGGCAUUCGUAUGCAGUCUGAUCAUAUGAGCCAUCAAAAUCAUGUGGCCAAGCAUCAUCUACGGCCAGUGGCUGGAGGCGCCCCGUUUAUAACUUGUUACUACUGCUUGAAGUUACUGCAGAUUCCUGCAGAAUUUCUCUUGGUGAAAAGACGAUGCUAUCGGCUCAAGUGCGGUCAUUGCUCUAAGAUUCUUGAGUUUUCUCUUCAGAGCAGAACUCAUAUUGUUCCAUAUGUACCGAGUGUUGCAGAACCUCCACCAUCUGAGGUCGAUAAGCUCGAUGGCUAUGGGGUUGCUAUCAGCAAAAGUGGCUCGAGAGAAAUAAGCGAUUCUGUUGUCUUACCACGUUCGUCUCGCCAAGACAAAAUGGAGAAAGAGCUUAGUUCGAAGUGGUCUCAAAACAGAACUGAAAGUCUAAAGAAAAGUUACCAGUCUGGUGAUCCAUCCUCCCAUGGCUACAAGGCUGAGAAGUUGUCCUCCAAAGUUGGAAAUUUAUCAACCAAAUCAAAUUCCCCACUUCAUCGACUCAUGGGGUAUUCUUCACCAAGCCAAGUCUUUAGAGGGUUGAACGCAUCUAGAAGAAGCAUGCAGAGGAAAUAGCAAGGUGAUGUUUGUUCAUUCUUUUGAUGAUUUUAGAUCUCUGCUAACUUUGUGAAGCAUUACAAGCUCAACCGCGAUCUCAGCAAUGUUCAAGGAACACGUAAAAUAUAGACGGCUACCUUUUGCUUGCUUCAUAUGUACGUUAAUAAGGAAACGUGAAUCUGUUCUAUCAAUAUUAUGUAUAUUACAUUCUUAUGGAUAAGUUCUAAAAUGCUAGAGAGAUUUUCCA
Cucurbita moschata (crookneck pumpkin) is the source of this 3402-nucleotide messenger RNA. RefSeq lists its product as uncharacterized. NCBI's taxonomy places the organism in Eukaryota, Viridiplantae, Streptophyta, Magnoliopsida, Cucurbitales, Cucurbitaceae. The transcript has 3 exons. The record is from RefSeq and is a predicted model, not a curated record. Gene Ontology annotation, biological process: regulation of defense response to fungus. The coding region runs from base 237 to 3173 and encodes 978 amino acids.